Messenger RNA from Gracilinanus agilis (Agile Gracile Mouse Opossum), 2872 nucleotides. RefSeq names its product MLX interacting protein (gene MLXIP). Bases 61 to 2307 code for a protein of 748 amino acids. Gene Ontology annotation, cellular component: nucleus. Gene Ontology annotation, biological process: regulation of transcription by RNA polymerase II. NCBI's taxonomy places the organism in Eukaryota, Metazoa, Chordata, Mammalia, Didelphimorphia, Didelphidae. The transcript has 16 exons. The record is from RefSeq and is a predicted model, not a curated record. Gene Ontology annotation, molecular function: protein dimerization activity; DNA-binding transcription factor activity, RNA polymerase II-specific; RNA polymerase II cis-regulatory region sequence-specific DNA binding.
UUAAAGCUGCAAUGGAGAGACAAGAUCCGACUCAAUAAUGCCAUCUGGCGGGCGUGGUAUAUGCAGUACUUGGAGAAACGGAAGAAUCCUGUGUGCCACUUUGUGACUCCAUUGGAUGGCUCUGUGGAAGUGGAUGAGCAUCGCCGGCCAGAGGCCAUCACCACUGAAGGGAAGUACUGGAAACAUCGAAUUGAGAUUGUGAUCAGAGAAUAUCACAAGUGGAGAACAUACUUCAAAAAAAGGCUACAGAAGCACAAGGACGAGGACCUGUCCAGCCUGGUCCGGGAUGAUGACCUGCUUUUCUGGCAUAAGAGUGGGGAUGGGUGGGACACCCCAGUCCCCAUGGAAGAGGACCCACUCUUGGACACAGACAUGCUCAUGUCAGAAUUCAGUGACACCCUCUUUUCCACUCUUUCAUCGCAUCAACCAAUGGCUUGGCCCAACCCACGGGAAAUAGCACAUUUGGGAAAUGCAGACAUGAUCCAACCUGGACUAAUCCCUCUACAGCCAAACUUUGACUUCAUGGACACAUUUGAACCUUUCCAGGACCUCUUCUCAUCCAGCCGCUCCAUCUUUGGCCCUACACUUGCUGGACCUACUGUUUCAACUGCUGCAGACCCCAGUAGCCCACCAGCACAGGGACCCAUCCUUUCAGCUAGUGCUCUGCCCACUGUGAGCCUCCCUGACAGCCUCAUUGUUACACCAGGGCCAGCCUCCCUAAGCCCCACAGAAAGACGAAGCUGCGAGCGUGGGCCCCGACUUGGGGGCCCUUUCAUCCAACCCACAGACUUUGGUAGCCCUGAGCCACAACUGAGUGGUCCACAGACUUUCCUUCCAGUGUAUCCAGGUUCCCUGCUCUCUCCCAGCCCAGCACCAACACCAUCUUCACCUGCAAUGCCAUUAGUGCCCUCUCCAGGGGCCACUCUAAGUGCCCAGGCUCCAUCAACUUUUCUACAGUCACAGAAAUUUGAAGUCGGCAAGUCCUCCUCAGUCAUUACCCAUACAGCCUCCGCUACACUCACCCAUGAUGCCUCUGCAACUACUUUCAGCCAGAGCCAGGGACUUGUGCUAACUGCACAACAACCAGCCCCACCAGGACCUCCUUGUAGCUUGACAGUGCCUCCAGCAGUUGGGCCAACCCAAUCUCGCCUGACUUUUGUUCACCCUAAAUCUGUGCCCCUGGCUAGUGGACGGGCCAAGCAACCCCCUAAAAUAGUGCCUGCUCCCAAACCUGAGCCUGUGUCAUUGGUGUUAAAGAAUGCUUAUAUCACCCCAGCUGCCUUUUCAGGACAACCCCAAGCAGUGAUUGUGACCCCUGGCCUUCUGAAGAGAGAAGGGGUAUUGACCUCUACCAUAUCCCAGCCUAAUGUAGUCAUCGCCAGGGCUCCUGGUGUCACUGAAUUCCACAGUGGCAUCCUGGUUGCUGCAGACCUUGGCCAUGCUACCAGCAACCAACCAUCCCCAGCCUCUCGGCUCUUCUCCCCCAGUGCUGUUCAAGACUCCUUGGUGAAGGGCGAGCAGAUCUCACUGCAUGGAAGCAGUUCCCAAAUGGCCUCUCCAUCUUCUAGCAGAGACUGUCCUAACUCUGGCCAGGCCUCUCCUUGUGCAUCAGAACAAAGUCCCAGUCCUCAGUCUCCGCAGAACUGCUCAGGGAAAUCCUCUACAGACCCUCCAAAUGUGGCUGCAUUCAAGAACCGAAGGAUGAAGCACAUCUCAGCCGAACAGAAGAGACGGUUCAACAUUAAGAUUGGCUUUGGCACCUUAAACAGUCUGAUCUCCAACAACUGCAAACUGACUAGCCAUGCAAUCACACUGCAGAAAACGGUAGAAUACAUUGCCAAGCUUCAGCAGGAGAGAAGCCAGAUGCAGGAUGAAGCCCAGCGCCUCCGAGAGGAGAUUGAGGAGCUCAAUACCACCAUCAUCUCCUGCCAGCAGCAGCUCCCUGCCACAGGCGUCCCUGUUACCCGGCGCCAGUAUGAUCACAUGCGGGACAUGUUUGAUGAAUAUGUGAAAAGUCGAACUCUACAGAAUUGGAAGUUCUGGAUUUUCAGCAUCAUCAUCAAACCAUUGUUUGAGUCAUUCAAGGGGAUGGUGUCCACCACCAACCUGCAUGAACUCCACCAGAGUGCCCUCUCCUGGCUGGACCAGCAUUGUUCCCUCCCUGUUCUCAGGCCAAUGGUCUUGCUCACCCUCCGGCAGCUCAGCACUACAACCGCCAUUCUCACAGACCCAUCCCGGUUACCAGAGCAGGCAUCGGAGGCUGUCACCAGAAUCAGCAAGAGGACGGGGGACUCACAGCAUCCUUGAUAGCUCAGGGAUCAAAGGGGCCUGGCUCAAGAGCCAAAGCCCAUCAUCGCAUCCUUUAGGACUUCCCUCUGAUAACGGUGGGCACUUUCAGCGGAAAUGCCAAGCUCAGGGUCGUAGCAGGUUCGGGUCCUGCCAGCAGCAAUAGCCCAUCUGCUGGAACAUUGUGCUUAGUGACUACAAGCAUCCGCCUCCCUGCGAUUCCCACAGCGAGAGCUACUCCAGAAAAAGGGAAACGUCCGGCUUGGGUCGGCUCUUGCCUUGCUGCCGAUACCUCCUUCCCUCUAGGCUGGCUGCCCCGGAGGGUGAUGGUGCCUGCAGAGCUGAGGUGUGGGAUGGUUUCAGGACAAAGGAAGGAAUGUUCCUUCCUUCACAUGAUUAAAAUCUUCAGGCACCCACCCCCAAUUCCAGACUUGGGGACUGGUUUUUGUCUUCUUACGUUGUUUGUGGUUGUAGGGAAGCUUUCUAACUUCUCUCGUUCCACCUCUCCUGAUGUAGCAUUUGGAAGAUGUCUGUCUGUCUGUCUGCUUACAACAUCCAGGUAGUGACUGGCCCCCGUCUGUGGCUU